This is a messenger RNA of Salmo salar (Atlantic salmon), 2442 nucleotides long. RefSeq lists its product as uncharacterized. Gene Ontology annotation, biological process: adaptive immune response. NCBI's taxonomy places the organism in Eukaryota, Metazoa, Chordata, Actinopteri, Salmoniformes, Salmonidae. Gene Ontology annotation, molecular function: signaling receptor activity. The record is from RefSeq and is a predicted model, not a curated record. Gene Ontology annotation, cellular component: membrane.
GGCUGAGACCCCCCCCCCACACACAGUCAGUGAACCACACUCAAUUCUAGUUUACUACUCCACUUAUGUCUGAGGUUCACUGCAUGCUGCUCAGUGUUUGUGAUAGCUUCAUAAGAACAAGGGAAGUCAUUAUGACUCUUCAUCUGACAGGUGUUUGGCUGCUGCUCAUGACACAUACUGUGUUGGUGUUCUGUGAUAUGGAAUUCCUGGAGAGAACGCAAGGUGACUCUAUAGAGUUCUACUGUAUCUCUGAGUUCAAUGCCUCCAAGCCCAUUGGGUUCUACCUGAAACGCAAGUGGCUGCAGCCCAACAGAGAGGUCCUGUUCAUGUUUACUUACCAAAAGCCUGUGUUUCACCUUGACGUCAAAGAGCGCAUCCAUGUCACUGGAGACCCGAGUACUCACCGGGUCAACGUGACCCUCAGCCAGUUGAAGGGAACAGACACAGACAUCUACUACUGUGAGUUUGUCUUCCCCGAUGCCUACAGCAUAGAUCAAAAGAUUCCAAGCAAGAUGGAGUUAUUUCUGUACGUCGCCGAUGCUGCCAGUCAUACUACUGUUUGUUUCCCAUGUGGAGAAGAUGCCCCAGACAGCAAGAUGGAUGUAGGCCUAAUAGAGACGUGCGCCGGGGGGUCAGCUGUCCUCCCCUGCCUCGCCCCCUACGGUUCCCCCUCGGCCAUGGAAGGGGUAUGCCUGAAGAGGCGGUGGGGCCGGGCUCCAGUGGAGGUGCUGUUCCACUCCAAGCGCCUCUUUUCCUCCGCCUCGUUCCCCCCAGAAGAGAGGCUUCACCUGGGCACGGGGCUGGGCGGCCUGACCUACAACCUCACCCUGCUAAAGAUGCAGCCGGAAGAGAGCGCCUUUUACAGCUGUGAGCUGCUGCUCCCCGGCAGGCCCGACAACAGUGCCAGGCUAGGGAGACACGUCUACUUUGUGUCUGUGCAAGAUGUUAGGUGUAGCUGUACGGGUUAUGCUCCACUGAUCUAUGUCCUUUCUGCUGCUGUGGGGCUGCUACUCAUCUUCCUUAUGGCCCUGGGAGUGGCUUAUUAUGGUAAGACCCGAGGCGACCGUGUCAAACCGCAGCCCCACCAGGUCUCCAUCUACGAGGAGAUGGUCAGGGUGCGGCCCCCCAACCGGAAUGGAAAAGUGUCCCCCUCUUAUCUGGAGGAAAAGGAUGCUUCCGCCUAUGACACCCCCCCUCUGAGGUCUCGACAGGAAAACCACUAUGAGAGGCCUGAAGGGGUACCACUAGUAUCUGAAACUGUUGGGGAGAUGUGAGGAACGAGGUCCGCCCAAUCUCACCAACACUGUUUGAUUACUCAUUUAUAAACUGGAGUCUGAACUACAACAUCCAUCUUAGCCCACCUAAUUUAGUUUGUUGUACUGUAAAUGCUGUUGUGGAGUUUCAAGGAUGUUUUGUAUUUGAUGUAAAUGCUGGCAGCUGAAUGUUGUAGCUUAGCUUUUAUAAUAGGAAUGGUAUUCAAUUUUUUUUUUUUAUAAACAAGAGUGUAAUACGUGUCUUGAUUAGUAUUUUGACAUGGUACAUUUAUCCAUGCCCACUGUCCAGUCCACAGGAAACUGUUAUUAUUGCCAAUCGAGGAGAUGGGAGACAGGACUUGCAGCAUGAUCUAGAAAGGAGUUGUAUUUUAGCCCUUGGCAACGCAGACGCUCGUGAGCAUAGUAAUUAACAGAUUUCUAAAUGUAUUUUGCGACGUGAGCGGUGUAGUCAUGGUAUUAGUCCGACUGCGUUGCAUGCGCUACAAAAUAAAUGUAGAAAUCUGUUAUUCAAUUAUUGCACCAAGGAGCAUCUGCAUUGCCAUGGGCUAAAAUAGAAGUAAAAAAUAAACCUCACUUAUAACAAGGGGUGCUUCUCAAGUGUCAAGUAAAGUGGAUUCCUCAGUGGUGCGUCUCAAUAGUCUAGUGGCUUUGUGUGGGCGAGUUGUCUAAAAGUUGCUUCCUUAUCCGUCUGCAUCUAGUUACUAGCUUUCUCUGGGGGUUCUUUGUCUCUAGAGGUCCACAUGAAAAAUCAAACCCACAGUGAAGACUACACAAGAAAAUCAACAAGACGCUUUUUAACAGCCAAGAAAAAUGUCAAUUUAUUAAUAUAGUCCGAAAGAAGCGCCAUAACUUAUGGAAACAUGUUUUUUCCGGUGCAUGUCAUUAACAAUUACAUUCUAUGAGGAGAAAAAAUAAAAGCCACAACUUUCUCAGCACAGACAUUUCUCCUUAAAUUUUUUUUUCUUAAAUAAAAAAGGCAGAAGGCAGAGUACCACCUCCUCCCCCAUACAAAAACCGGACUGCCUUAAGUCAUGGGCUUUUUCUCAGUAUAACCCACAGUGCUUUAGCAGAAGGAUAAGCGCUCAUUGGUUAAGGAUUACACAGCAUGGUGAAGCAAUACAAAGUUUUGCCAUAAAUCUGAUGGGGGGGGGGGGGGGAGAAAAUCUAA